Molecule: messenger RNA, 3082 nt
Organism: Silurus meridionalis
Lineage: Eukaryota; Metazoa; Chordata; Actinopteri; Siluriformes; Siluridae
Gene: pms2
Product: PMS1 homolog 2, mismatch repair system component
Exons: 15
Coding region: 272-2845 (857 amino acids)
Biological process (GO): mismatch repair
Cellular component (GO): MutLalpha complex
Molecular function (GO): ATP-dependent DNA damage sensor activity; mismatched DNA binding; ATP hydrolysis activity
Source: RefSeq, a predicted model, not a curated record
GUCACAUGGUCCACAUUGUUGCAUCUCGCGGGACGUUACAGUGAGAAUGCAGGAGGAAAACGUGUGCAUGGUGUAAAUAAUAAUGUUAGCUGAUCAAGUCAUUUAAUCUCUAACUACCUAAUUUAGCGCCGUACUGUAUGAACUUCAUGUUAAAAUGAGAAAACUGUGAUCAGACUGCGGGUUGGUUUUCACAAGUAAAAAUUUGCAAGCCCUGCCUGGAAAUCCAUUUGGAAGUUUUAUUAGUGAGGUUCAGUAGCUGCUUCAGCUGACGAUGGCAGACACUUGUUCCAGCUCUGAGCCAGCCAAAGCCAUCAGGGCCAUCGAUAAACGCUCUGUGCAUCAGAUCUGCUCUGGUCAGGUGGUGUUGACUUUAGCUACAGCUGUUAAAGAGCUGGUAGAGAACAGCAUUGAUGCAGGCGCUACACAAGUUGACAUCAGGCUCAAAGAGAACGGGACAGAGCUGGUGGAAGUCUCAGACAACGGACAUGGAGUGGAGGAGGAUAACUUUGAAGGCCUAACCUUAAAGCACCAUACAUCGAAACUGAGAGAUUUUUCAGACUUAAUUCAUGUUGAGACAUUUGGCUUUCGUGGUGAAGCCCUGAGCUCACUGUGUGCUCUCAGUGACCUCUGCGUUGUGACCUGUCAUGAGAGUAGCCACAUUGGCACUCGGCUCAUUUUCGACCACAAUGGCUGUCUCAUCCAGCGAGCUCCCCAUCCCCGGCAGCAGGGGACCACUGUCAGCCUUCAGCAGCUUUUCUGCACGCUGCCGGUUCGCCACAAAGAGUUUCAGCGCAACAUCAAAAAGGAGUUUUCUAAAAUGGUCCACGUCCUGCAGUCAUACUGCAUCAUCUCCACUGGUGUGCGCAUCACGUGCACUAAUCAGCUUGGUCAAGGCAAACGUAACACAAUAGUGUGCACCAGCGGGAGCCACAGCAUGAGGGACAACAUUGGAGCCCUGUUUGGGCCAAAACAGCUCCAGAGUUUACUCACUUUUCAACAAAUAUCUCCCAACGAGACUGUUAAAGAGGAUUAUGGGCUAUCUGGGGAGGAACUUCCUAAAGACCUUUUCACCAUCACUGGUUACGUUUCACUAGCCGAUCAUGGUGUGGGACGAAGUGCAACUGACCGACAGUUCUUCUUUAUUAAUAAAAGGCCCUGUGAUCCAUCCAAGGUUUCCAAGAUUGUAAAUGAAGUCUACCACAUGUUCAAUCGUCAUCAGUACCCAUUUGUUGCUCUAAACAUUUCUGUUGCUUCAGAAUGCGUCGAUGUCAAUGUCACACCCGAUAAACGUCAGAUAUUUCUGCAGGAAGAGAAGUUGUUGCUUGCUAUUCUGAAGAGUUCUCUUAUUGCUAUGUAUGAGACUGGAGUCAAUAAAAUCAGUCUCAACUCCACACCACAUAUCACAAACAGUUUUUCUCGAUGUAGUGAUUCUGCUGAAAAGUCAGAAGGUAGCAGAAACCCCUCGCUUUCUGGAAUGACUUCAGAUGUUGUUUCAGAGUCUUUCACACCGACCCCAAAGACAUCCUUGAACUUAGCUGGAUUAAAGGCAGCAUUUUCAAAACAACAGGUUACUGGUGUCGGGACAAAGACCUCUACCAGCAAAACUGUGCAUAAUGGUCUGAAUCAGAAAAACAUACAUUCUUUUUUCUACUGCCCUGAAAAGACUAGCUACAGCAGAUCCUCCGAUACUGUUCCUCAAAAAGCAACACCAUUGAUAGCUUUGAAAUCGGGAUUAACGAAGCAUGAGCACAAGUCAGACAUGGAGGCUGAUUCUGGUCUGUCAGAACAUGGCUCCAUCACAGAAACCCCAGAGAUUCUGUCUGGUAGCGCGUCUGGAUUUGACUCUCUAGACUCUGUUGUAAACGAACCUGGCAUUAAAUCAGAGCCUUGCAGUGAGUCUGUGGACGAGGUGCAUGAUGAAUUGGAAAUGUCAGAGCAAGAGGCAAUGCCUGUUAUUAAUACUGAUAGGAUUUCAAGUCCCAAGGCAAAAAGAUUCAGGUUGGCUGAUAAUCCAUCGGAACAGCCCAGACUGAUAUCCAGUGCAAGCAGUGCUUCCUGUGAACUGUUUGACAAACCGGUCAAUAUGCAGAGGAAAACAGUGCCUUUACAGUUUUCAAUGACUGAACUGGUUAAAAGGAUGGAAAGACUGAAAACCCAGCGAAGAGAGCAAAAUGAUCAGGACACAAAAUAUAGACGCUUCAGGGCAAGGAUUAACCCUGGUGAAAACCAGAGUGCUGAGGAUGAGUUAAAGAAAGAGAUAAGUAAGGACAUGUUUAAGGAGAUGGAGAUCAUUGGUCAGUUCAACCUGGGAUUUAUCAUUACCAAAUUAAAGUCAGAUCUUUUUAUGAUCGACCAGCACGCCACAGACGAGAAAUACAACUUUGAGAUGCUACAACAACAUACUGUUUUAAAAGGACAGAGACUUAUAGUUCCACAGAAUCUACACCUUCCUGCUGUAAGUGAAACUAUACUGAUUGAAAAUCUCGAAAUUUUCAAGAAAAAUGGCUUUGACUUCCUCAUUGAUGAGAAUGCUCCAGUCAUGGAGAGAGUAAAGCUGGUAUCUGUACCCACAAGUAAGAACUGGACCUUUGGCCCAGGUGACAUUGAGGAGCUCAUAUUCAUGCUUAGUGACAGUCCUGGAGUCAUGUGCAGGCCUUCUCGAGUCAGGCAGAUGUUUGCUUCAAGAGCAUGCCGCAAAUCAGUAAUGAUCGGGACUGCACUGAAUACCAGUGAAAUGAAGAAACUGGUGACCCACAUGGGGGAAAUCGAGCAGCCGUGGAACUGUCCUCACGGCAGGCCGACCAUAAGGCACCUAGUGAACCUCGAUGUAAUUUCUCAGGACUGAUCCCUAAUGAAACACUUCAGUGUUUUAUCCCGUAGCUGCUGUUUCUCAGUCUCUGGCUGGAGCACACUUAAGAAUACAUGGUUUCCUGUACAGUCUAAAUCAUAUACUUUAUUGCCAUUUUAAUCUUUGUUAUAGGGCAGUACAUUUUAUUUAAUGUCAUUUAAUUCAUUUUACUUAUUGUUUUAUAUUCGUGUACGUUUCUUUUAUUUGUACUUUAAUAAAGGCAUUGAUGAGAAA